AUGGCACACUCCCACUGCAAAGACACCGACACAUCCACCAUGCUCUCUCAGCGAGCUUCGGCCUCCAAGCGUGUCCGCCGUCAGCGGUCUCAGCACAACUCGUCAGUACCAUUCGUCAGACUGCCAGCUGAGUUGAAGAACCAAAUCUGGGGUCUGGUAAUCCCGUCCGAGACGACUUUCGAUGCCAGCAAACAAGCACAGACACUGGAAGAUUACACGAGCAAGUGCCGCGCAGCUCAGGACGAAGAGCGGCGCAAACAAUCGAUGUUAUUGAGCGACGGUGGCAUACAUUUCAUUUGCACGAGCUCCCCUCUGCGCUCCCUUCUGGGCGAAGACAGGCAAACGCGGUGGCGCAAGCCAGGCGGAAACAAGCCGGGCGGAAAGACUUUCAAGGCCGACGUGAGAGCUUUCUACCAAAUUGAACCGAAGCCGUACACCCCGGCAAUCACCCAAGUCUGCAAAGCGUUCCGCCCCGAGACACUUCGCUUCUUCUAUGGGUCCAACACUUUCGAGCUUCGUACAAGUGACCAGAUGACCUACGAAGCUAUGGUGUCAUGGCUGAGCUGCCGCCCGCAAGUCGGAAUUGAAGCAAUGCGGCGAGUGAUCGUCAGCUACAUUCUCAAGGAGGAGGAGAGUGACAACCUCCGAGAGGACUUUUCCCUGCCCUAUCCCUCAGUGCGAAUCCGGUUACUGAUGGAUUUCGAAAUGGGCGUGGCAAAAGCUGUUGCCCUACCGGAUGUGAAGAGUAGCAUCAGCAGCAGACACUUAUACUUACUGCAGCCCCCCUGGCAUAUAUCGCCACCUUGGACGUAUCAUAUAAAGGACAAGACUGACUGGCCAACUGACUCUGCCGUCACGAUGGGUGACAACAAAAGUGGUGAGAUCACGGUGCCUGCGACAGCACUAGACAAGGCAAUUGAGGACAUCAGGCUUGUCCACGGGUUUGGAGGUGAAAAGGUUCUUACUUUGGAGAGAUUGAUGCAUGUCGUCAAGGCCUUCAAUUUCUACAAGAAGGGCUUCUACAAGGACUCUCCGGCUCAUCUGCCUGACACCUCACGGGCUCUCUGA
Molecule: messenger RNA, 1068 nt
Organism: Ramularia collo-cygni
Lineage: Eukaryota; Fungi; Ascomycota; Dothideomycetes; Mycosphaerellales; Mycosphaerellaceae
Exons: 1
Coding region: 1-1068 (355 amino acids)
Source: RefSeq, a predicted model, not a curated record